GGAUCACAACAUCCCUGUCGAGAUUCAAGGCCCAGAGCGGGGUUUUGAGUGAUAUUGUCAGAACCAACACGCAAAUCAACGACCAACAAACCAAUCACUAUCAAGUGUCUAUGCCCAGCAUGUCUCACGCAGAGAAAACGCAAUACGAUUCGUUCGCGCCCAAGUAUGCGUCUGUGGAGGAAUUGCCCUGUUCGAAACUGGAGGGGCAGCUUGUGAGGAAUGCUUUGGGGGAUUGUACUGGCUUGAAGGUACUGGAUCUUGGCGGUGGAAGCGGACUUCAUGCGAGGAGGGCGAUUGAUGCCGGGGCUAGUGUUGUUGAUGUUGUUGACAUAUCGCCUGAGAUGAUGAAAGCGGGUGAGGAGAUUGAGCAGAGCCUUGGACGAAAGGAUCGCAUUCGUUGGUUCGAAGCUGAUGUCACCAAGCCGGUCGCAGAGCAAGUCAAGUUGGAGGAGAGAUACGACAUCGUCAUGGCUAAUUGGGUUUUCGAUCAUGCCACCUCCGUUUCAGAGUUGAGAAGCAUGUAUGAGAAUGUCGUCAAGAGCUUGAAGUCUGGCGGAAAGUUCAUCGGCGUGAGGUCAAAGAGCAUCCGCGCCAAUUACAUGAGCUACGGAAAAUACGGUGUCACCUUUACCGAUGUCACGGAGAUCCCUGGCGGACUGAGGUACCAGGUCAACUGUGUGACCGAACCACCGUUCUCAUUUGAGGCAACUUCAAUGGAAUCGACUUUCUCGCUCUCUGAUGACAUUGGAAAGGAACUCGGACUGGUUGAGAUACAUGUUGCCCCAGCCGAAGAGACGGAGCUUGUCAAGAAUGACCGCGAGUUCUGGGAGGAUUAUCUCAAGGACUCUAACUUUGUUGUUGUAGUGGCUAAGAAGGCGUAAAGCGUGUUCCAAUAUGAGUUAUCCUAGUAUACAAUGUCUACUCCUUGUUCCCCAUGUACGGAAAUAUUAUCCGUUGUCCUUUCUCCACUAUAGCCUGCA
Messenger RNA from Fusarium oxysporum Fo47, 980 nucleotides. Its product is annotated as S-adenosyl-L-methionine-dependent methyltransferase. The record is from RefSeq and is a predicted model, not a curated record. The transcript has a single exon. Bases 111 to 881 code for a protein of 256 amino acids. Lineage: Eukaryota; Fungi; Ascomycota; Sordariomycetes; Hypocreales; Nectriaceae.